Mesorhabditis spiculigera is the source of this 219-nucleotide messenger RNA. Lineage: Eukaryota; Metazoa; Nematoda; Chromadorea; Rhabditida; Rhabditidae. The record is from the annotation of a GenBank genome assembly.
AUGUUGUACUGCAUCAGAUUAGAGGACGCACCGACUGACGAGCGUCAACCAUUGAAUGUCAUUUGGCGCCCUUUUCUGGAAGAGUUCCAACGACGAGUUGAGAAUGUUUACAAUGGAAUAUUCGUCUUUCUCGAUAACAGGCAUUAUGCUGAAUGUCGAUGGUUGAGGGAGAAGAGCCGCUUGAAAAUUGCGCAUGGCAAAUGGAACCCAUCAGACCGU